AUGGAAAGACAGAAUCAGGAGUACCAGCAACUGCUAGACAUCAAGAGCAGACUGGAGAUGGAGAUCGAAACAUACCGCCGCUUGCUGGAGGGAGAGUUUGGGUAGGUACUGGUGACAAUGGGGCACACAAUGGCACAAGCAGGCACAUUACAUUGGGGACUCUUCCCAGAUUAAAUCUUUGUACCACCUUUCAGAACUUGACACAUUGUUCUACACCAAUGUGCAACGAUCAAGUGCACAUCUUCUUUUUCAAUUAUAAUUAGAUAAACGCCCAAAACAUUGCAAGUUACACUGUAUAAAACUUCAGACUUUGCAGAAAUAAAAAAAAUAUAUUUAUCCAAAUGUUCAACACAAAACAGAUAGUUUCCCUAUCUAAAAUGUGAGAAUUUUUUUAAAAACAAAUAAACUAAAACAAAAAUACAAAGUUUUGCCUGAGUUAUAGUCUUUUUGUGUGUAAACAGUCCAAGACUCCAAGACAUAUUCUUACUUCUACUAAAAAGUCAGACCCGGGCUAUAUUUCACUGAUUUGCUUGACAUCUAAAUUCAAGUUUAACGUAUUCUUAAUGAUUCUUGAUGUUACAUAUAUAUUGUGCAUGUUUUUUCCCACAGGCAAUCUCAAUCUCAGUCUUCGUACUCCAGCUCAAGUUCAUCCGGCCAGUCAACUGCUGUGUCUUCCACCCAAGUUUCUACAACCCAGUCUUCAGCAGCCUCUGUAGAGUCUAAAAAAGGUAAGAAACAACAUUGUAUCUCCAGUCAGAUUAUAUAUAUAGUGAUGCUUUCAUGUUUGGCAUGCAAAUGAUAUUCGCACAAACACCCCUUUGCUCCCAAUGCUUCCCUUUGGAAAAGGGAUGAGUCUGCCCACUGCAGGGGAUUUGCGUCAUGACUAAUAACUUCAAGUGCUCUUUGCAUGGUCCUAGCAUCUUCUUCUCUCACGCUAUGUUGCCUGGGGACAUUUCUCUAGAGUCGGAGUACCAUGAUACCAGCGAAGAAUCCUCUAGAGUAGUGUUUGCCAAACAAGUCCAACAACACACGAUUUAUGUUUUUCAUUUUUUUUAUUACAAUGGUUUUAUUACAAAGUUGGUACUAUGUAAAUCGUAAUAAUAAUGGUAAUAGCCACAUCUUUCAUUCAUUAAUUUGAUCUAAUUAAAUCAAUUUAAUUCCAGAUCCAACAAAAACCAGAAAGGUAAAGACCAUCGUGGAGGAAGUGAUAGAUGGAAAGGUCGUAUCAUCCCAG
Molecule: messenger RNA, 1234 nt
Organism: Pelobates cultripes (western spadefoot toad)
Lineage: Eukaryota; Metazoa; Chordata; Amphibia; Anura; Pelobatidae
Source: the annotation of a GenBank genome assembly